Myzus persicae (green peach aphid) is the source of this 1789-nucleotide messenger RNA. RefSeq lists its product as uncharacterized. The record is from RefSeq and is a predicted model, not a curated record. Gene Ontology annotation, molecular function: nucleic acid binding. The annotation marks the transcript as partial. NCBI's taxonomy places the organism in Eukaryota, Metazoa, Arthropoda, Insecta, Hemiptera, Aphididae. The transcript has 2 exons.
UAUGCCUUCAAUUGUUUCAAACAACUUACGGGAUAGAGCAAUCAAAGACGUUCUAGACUUCUAUCGUUCUAACCCUGAAAUCAGUGUUAGGUUUUUUGGUGAUUACUAUCCAUUUCUUCUAACUAGUCCAUCAUUUGUACCAAUCUUUUUUCAUAAUCUGACAUAUGACAGUCACUUCUUAAUUCGAGAACUUGGGUGUAACGAUAAAGAUAUUCAUGUUAUACCUAAUUCAUCUGAAAAAUAUAUAUCAUUUAGUAAAGAAAUCGCACCAAAAUUUAGUAUAAAGUUUGUUGACACAUACCGUUUUAUGGCUAAAAAAUUAAGUAAACAAGCAAAAAAUUCAUCCGAAGAUAAGUUGAGGUUUAGAGAAACUAUUAAAGUAUUAGAUCUAGUUACUCGAAAAGGAGUCUUUCCGUAUGAGUGUGUUGAUAGUUGGAAUAAACUAGAUGAUUCUUUUUUACCUUCAAAGCUUGAAUUGUAUAGCUCUUUAACCAAUGAAAAUAUUACUGAUGACGAUUAUAUACAUGCGAAAAAUGUAUGGAACUUGUUUAAUAUAAAGACAUUGGGUGAAUAUAGCGAUUAUUAUUUAAAAACUGAUGUUGCUAUACUAGCUGACGUGUUUGAAAAUUUUAGAGACCUAUGUUUAUCUACUCUUGAGUUAGAUCCUGCUCAUUAUAUGACAGCUCCAGGAUUUGCUUAUGAUUGUAUGCUUAAAUAUACUAAGAUCGAAUUAGAAAGAUUAAAAUGUCCUAAUAUGCUUUUGUUUAUCCAGAAUUCAAUUCGUGGUGGGAUAACUCAAUCAACUAAAAGGUUUGCUAAAGCAAAUAUACCAAAUAUUGAAGGAUUGAAUUAUAAUUCUAACGAACCGAUUACAUGGCUAACAUAUCUUGAUUGUGUAAAUUUAUAUGGAAAAUCUAUGUUGACAGAAUUACCUUUUAAAGCUUUUGAAUGUGUUGAUGACUUAAACAUAGACGUAACUAAAAUUGCAGAUGAUUCUGAAGUUGGAUACAUAUUAGAAGUUGAUAUCGACUACCCAAAACAUUUACAUAAGACUCAUAAUGAUUUCCCGUUUUUACCAUUGAACGAAUGUCCACCAAAUUCUAAAGUUAAGAAAUUGUUAACUACACUAUUACCGAAAAAAAACUAUAUUGUUCAUUAUAAAAAUUUAAAAAAAGUGAUUUCACACAGUCUUACACUUGUAAAAAUUCAUCGAGCUAUUCGCUUUUCUCAAAAGAAAUGGAUGGCAUCAUACAUUAAAUUCUGUACUAAAAUGAGAACAGAAGCUAAAAACGAGUUUGAAAAAGAAUUCUGGAAGCUUUUAGUUAAUAGUGUUUUUGGAAAGUGUAUGGAGAAUGUCCGAACAAGAACUUCUAUAAAACUGGUUUCGUCAGAAAAAAAAGCUAAUAAAUUAUUGGCAAAAACUAAUUUUAAGGAUAGAACUAUAUACUCUAAGAAUCUUAUGGCUAUUUAUCAACAUAAGGAAACUAUUAAAUUCGAUAAGGCAAUUUAUGUAGGAUCUGCAAUUUUAGACUUUUCGAAAACUUUUAUGUAUGAUUUUCAUUAUAAUGUAAUUAAAAAGAAAUAUGGUAGAACAAUUAGUUCUUUAUAUUCGGAUACAGAUUCCUUGAAAUAUGCUAUUCAAACAGUAAAUUUUUUCGAUGAUUUAAAAAAUGAUUUAUUAUCAUAUUUUGACACAUCUAAUUAUCCUAAAGACCAUUAUUGCUUUAGUGAAAUUCAUAAAAGCCAACCAGGAUUCUUCAAGGACGAACUUAAAUCAAUAAUUCUUUAA